GAAUGAGUGAGGGAGGGGGUGGUUUCAGGUCCUGGUGAGCAAGAACAUUGCGCAGUGUGUGCAGUAAAAGUUUGGGAACACAAGUUUAAACCCUGAGAGAUGAUCCCUCCUCCACUCCCUACACACACAGAGGGCACUUACUUGACUGAGGACGUUGUGUUUCCAGUGGCUGUGAACAAUGCACUUGGGAAGGAAACCAUUCUCAAUAGGGGGUUUGUGCAAUAGGCGCUGAGUGUCUUAGUCAGAGAGGAAACGAGGGUUAAAAAAAAAAAGAGCCCUAUCGAUCCUUCAAUGCGUUUCAGACCAACUUACUUGGGGGAGAGAGAGAGUGGGUGACAGCAGAGCUGCCGAGGGUCUUUCUUGGAGGUGGAGGGGCCAUGUUGUCCCGGGAUCAUGUCCCUUCUCCUGUCCCCGGACCUGAGCUGAGCUGAGCUGCUCCCGGGCUCGCAGCGCCACCGUCUGCUGGCUCGCAGCGCCUCCUGCUGGCCGAACGCGGUAAGAGCAGCGCGGGAGAGGGAGCACGUGGAGCCAUGGAAGGUGCCAUGUACAGAAACGCCAGCUCGCACAUCAUUGUGGAUCAUUACAAUUUCACGGGGAAGCUGAAGCCAGGCAGACCCGAGGCGGGACUCAAAGUCGCCUCCAUCCUUUUCAUUGUGGUCUGCUGCUUUAUUAUCCUCGAGAAUCUGAUGGUCCUUCUCGCCAUUUGGCAAACUAAGAAGUUCCAUCGAGCCAUGUACUACUUCAUCGGGAACCUGGCGCUGUCUGACCUCCUGGCCGGAGCAGCCUACACCAUCAACAUCUUGCUGUCCGGCUCCAACACCUUCAGCCUGACGCCAACGCAGUGGUUCGUUCGGGAGGGCAGCAUGUUUGUGGCUCUGGCCGCCUCAGUGCUCAGUCUCUUCGCCAUCGCCAUCGAGAGGUACCUGACCAUGCUUAAGAUGAAGCCGCACAGCACAGGCAGCACUUACCGUGUCUUCCUGCUGAUCAGUGGCUGCUGGCUGCUCUCGCUGGCUCUGGGUGGGCUGCCUAUCAUGGGCUGGAACUGUAUCAGUGACUUACCAUCCUGUUCCACCGUGCUGCCUCUCUACCACAAGCACUACAUCCUCUUCUGCACCAGUGUCCUCAGCGUCAUCCUCAUGGCCAUUGUGCUGCUGUACGCGCGGAUCUACCUGCUGGUGAGGGCCCGCAGCCUGAGUCUGACCUUCCGCAAGUACUCCAUGCGAUCCAGCAAAAGCUGCGAGAAAUCGCUGGCGCUGCUCAAGACGGUGAUCAUUGUGUUGAGCGCCUUCAUCGCCUGCUGGUCACCGCUCUUCAUCCUCCUGCUGCUGGAUGUGGCGUGCGAGGUGAGGGGCUGCCCCAUUCUGUACCGUUCCGAGUGGUUCCUGGCCUUGGCCGUCCUCAACUCGGCCAUGAACCCGGUCAUUUACACGCUGACCAGCCGCGAGAUGCGCCGAGCCUUCUUCCGGCUGCUCUGCUGCUGCUGCCGAUCAGCCACCACCAGCAAGCUGGAGCCGCCGAUCGGGGAAUCCAGCCGCAGCAAAUCCGACACCUCACCACGUCCCCGCAGAGAGGAGGGUCCCGAGUCCCUCAUGUCCUCGGGCAACAUUAACUCCUCGGCCUGAGGGAGCGCAUGGGAUACGGCCUGGGCUAGAGCCAUUGCCACAGCCCACACUGACUCCCAGAGGCCAGACUCCAGCCGGUCACUGGCCGAAAGGUAUCCGCGGAUAUGGACCCCGGAUAUGACUGCAGAGUUUUAAUCGUCAGAACAAAUGAUCCUGGACUUUGGUUGAGUCUCGAUGCCUGGCCACAGGACACAUGUUUAGAUGUUAUUAUUGUAAAUGUCAUUUGUGUAUGAAAAAUUAAUGUAGCCGAUGGUGGGUUUGAGGCCCAGGGUCACUCCGCGUGCCGAGCACAUCGUGAAUGGACAGAGAGGAACAUGUGAAUCUCGCUGCACACACAGAGUGACUGCUGUGGUCUCAGUGUACUAACAGAGAGACUCACUGUACACCGGGAUUGAUGCAGGACUGCAUGAACAGGCCAUGUGAGACAGAAUGGUGUGGGUGGCUGAAUGUUGUUUAAUCUAAGGAAAUAUUAUCAGAAUCCUGAAAUUAAUGGUGUAAGAAUGGUGCCAGUUUAUUCUGAAUGUCAGAAAAUCUCUCCACUUGUUAACUAUGUGGCUUAACCGGUUCAAUUAAUUUAUUAAUACUAGUAAAAUGAAGCCAUGGGUCACAUUCUCGCAGUCUGUCGCGUUGCACGGG
This is a messenger RNA of Callorhinchus milii (elephant shark), 2258 nucleotides long. RefSeq names its product sphingosine-1-phosphate receptor 1 (gene s1pr1). Gene Ontology annotation, cellular component: membrane. Gene Ontology annotation, molecular function: sphingosine-1-phosphate receptor activity. The record is from RefSeq and is a predicted model, not a curated record. Gene Ontology annotation, biological process: angiogenesis; sphingosine-1-phosphate receptor signaling pathway. NCBI's taxonomy places the organism in Eukaryota, Metazoa, Chordata, Chondrichthyes, Chimaeriformes, Callorhinchidae. The transcript has 2 exons. The coding region runs from base 531 to 1622 and encodes 363 amino acids.